AUGAGCCCAGAGACCCAUAACCCAGGGGCUCCCCACCCCCUUGGCGGGGCCCCUACAGAGCCACAGGGCCCAAGCCCCACGAAGCAGCCGCCAGGAGUGAGCCAGCACACACCGGAGCAUCCAGCCCCAGACACCGAGGACCACCAACGCACCAGCGAGUCAAGGGGCCAGUCAAUGGAGGGGAGGGAGAUUUGUUCCUUUAAGAUCUUUGGUCAGGAUGCCCCAUUUGAGGCAGUGGUGUUGAAUCGUACAUCAGGAGAAGGAGUCCUGAAAGCCAGCGGCCAUGUGGACUGCGAGAGCCAGAAAGAGUACACCUUUAUCAUCCAGGCUUACGACUGCGGAGCUGAGCCCAGUGGAGCUAACUGGAAAAAAUCUCACAAGGCCGUUGUUCACAUUCAGGUAGAUGAUGUCAACGAGUUCAGCCCUGUGUUCAGAGAGUCACUGUACAAGGCAUCAGUGACUGAAGGAAAGAUCUACGACAGCAUCUUACAGGUGGAAGCUUGGGACCAGGACUGUUCACCACAGUAUAGUCAGAUCUGCAACUAUGAAAUUGUCACUGGGGGAACACCGUUUGCCAUAGACCGCAAUGGUAACAUCAGAAACACAGAGCGACUAAGUUAUGAAAAGCAGCAGAGCUACAGGAUUAUGGUGUCUGCCUUUGACUGCGGUCAGAAGAAAGCCGAAGAGGACGUGGUGGUACAUAUUGAAGUCAAGCCUGUCUGCAAACCUGGAUGGCAAGGCUGGAGCAAGCGAGUGGACUACGAGCCGGGGACCGGAAGCAAACAGCUCUUUCCCAAAAUGCACCUGGAAACGUGCGGAGGUCCCUUGUCUGGUGUAAAGGCCAUGGUGGAGCUGCAGACGAAUCACAUUGGAAAGGGCUGCGACCGUGAAACGUACUCUGAAAAGUCUUUGCAGAAACUUUGUGGCGCAGCAUCAGGCAGCACCGACCUCCUUCCUGCUCCCAGCCCCUCCGCAAACUGGACCGCGUCUCUGCUCACUGACAGUGGACGUGAGAGCGACCUAAUCUACAGGUUUGACGGGUACCAGGCUGCAAAUGUUCCCGCGCACGUGGUGCCCCAAAACCUGACAGACCAGUUCACCAUAGCAACAUGGAUGAAACACGGGCCGAGUCCAGGGCUUAGAGCUGAGAAGGAAACCAUACUGUGCAACUCUGACAAGACAGAGAUGAACCGCCACCACUACUCUCUGUACGUUCACAACUGCCGCUUGGUGUUCCUGCUCAGAAGAGAUUUCACUCUGAUCGACUCUUACCGACCCGCUGAGUUCCACUGGAAACUGGAGCAGAUCUGUGAUAAGGAAUGGCACUACUAUGUGAUCAACGUGGAGUUUCCUGCAGUGACGCUCUACGUAGACGGUGUGACCUAUGAGCCAUACCUGGUGACGGAUGAUUGGCCGAUCCAUUCUUCAAAGAUUGAUACACAGCUGACUGUGGGUGCCUGCUGGCAAGGCGGUGAGGUGGCAACGCCGCGGUUCACUCAGUAUUUCCAUGGCAGCCUCUCGGGUCUGACGAUUCGACCAGGCCGCAUUGAAACCCAGAAGGUUAUCUCCUGCUUGCAGGCCUGCAAAGAAGGCCUCGACAUUAACUCCCUUGAAAGCCUUGCAAAGGAUAUAAAGUUUCACUUUAACCCAGCCCAGUCAGUGUUGGUGGUGGAAGGAGAGGACGUGGACAGCAUCAAUACAGCCAUGACCAAAGUCUCCUACAUCAACUCUCGCCAGUUCCCCACACCGGGCCUCAGGCGGCUGCACAUCUCCACGUCUGUACAGUGUUUUGGAGAGGACACAUGUGUCUCCAUCCCAGACAUCAAGGCAGUGGUCAUGGUGCUGCCACCAAGUGAACCCAGAAUCACCAUUUCAGGAUCCAAGCAGCUCAUCAGACCCGCCAGUGACCUCCGCAGCCCGCUGGGCGUGGCGCCCUUCAGGGAUCUUCGGAUCACCAGCACAGUGAUGAAGGGCGACAGCUUUGGUGGAUUCCGCCGGCCAGGGGUGAUGGAGGUGAUGCAUAACCUGGACUACUGUGAUGUGCUUGUGAUCGGAGAGGAGCUGGAACCAGAGAGAGAGAGCCUAGAGAUCCACCACAGUGCUUUAUUGGGAAAACACCUUGAUGCCACUAACUCCACCUCUGGGAUAUCAAUAUAUGGUGUGGACUCCAUGGCCCACUAUGAACAGGUUCUGAGACAGCUACGCUACAGAAACUGGAAACCCGCCUCGCUGACGGAGAGACGGUUCCGACUUACCUGCUCUGAGCUUAAUGGGCGUUAUACCAGCAAUGAGUUCAAUCUGGAGGCAAGUGUUCUUCACCACACGGCGCCCAUGGAGCAUGUCAACCACAUGGCUGCCCAGUCCCAGUACAUGAGACCCGUCCAUCAUCCUCUUAUGAUCCACAACCCUAACUCACACAUGUCAGGUCCAGCUCCUCCUGCAGCCACGGUUGUCAUUGUGGUUUGUAUCAGCGCCCUGGUGAUCAUUGUGGUGAUCGGCAUCUACAGGAUCCACGCCACACACCAGGAAGGGUCCAGAGAUGAUGAGGACGAAAUCAAAGAUCCAGAGUCAGACUGGGAAAGCGCUGGACUCAACAUCACGGUCAAUCCCAUGGAGGCCAUAAGAGGACCCCAGGCACCGGGAGAAGCUGUGAGAGGAGAAGAAUGUGAGGAGGAGGAGGAUGAAGAAGACGAUGCUGAGCUGGUGGGAGCAUGACGAUCGUUGAAUCAGAAAGCAGCGAUUGAAGAGGAAGAAGAGGGAAUUAAAGGAAGGGAAGAGGUUAACGGGAGGAAGCAGAAGGGAAAGCCUGAGUGGGACAGUUCACGUGUAACAUACUAAGCACACACACACAAAAAUACUCCUGCAUACACACACGCACACACACCGUGGCUUUAUUUCUCUCAACUACACACACACACAUACACACACACACACAUAGACAUAAAUUCUCUGAUAAAAUGAAUAACAAUCUUUUGCUGGAAAAAAUACACAGACUCCUCCCAUGUUGCCGUUUUUGAAGAAAUCUCGCCCCCUGCUGGACAAAGUAAAACAUGCAGUAUCAUUUAGUCAGCUGAAGCGCCACAGUGCUGGAAAUCAUUGUCCAAGGUGUUUCGUCAUUAUUCACGCCACAGUCAGUGAGACAUUUACACACACAUAAAAUAUGCACUUAUGUCAUUUCAUCUUCAGCGUAU
Messenger RNA from Fundulus heteroclitus (mummichog), 3191 nucleotides. RefSeq names its product calsyntenin 2 (gene clstn2a). Gene Ontology annotation, biological process: positive regulation of synapse assembly; homophilic cell-cell adhesion; positive regulation of synaptic transmission. Gene Ontology annotation, cellular component: cell surface; postsynaptic membrane. Lineage: Eukaryota; Metazoa; Chordata; Actinopteri; Cyprinodontiformes; Fundulidae. The record is from RefSeq and is a predicted model, not a curated record. Gene Ontology annotation, molecular function: X11-like protein binding; kinesin binding; amyloid-beta binding.